AUGUCUUCUUCGGAAACAGAGCCGGCUUCAGCUACUAGGAUUAAUCUCUCCCCCGCUACGGACUCUGGCGUGUUUAGCGCUGGUGUUAGGGAGGAUACGGCGCGACUUACGAGUUCCCUUUUGCAGGAUGAUAUGGCGAAGCAUCAUGUCUUUUUUAAUGACGAGGGAUUUCAUAGUGCAACCCCUGAGCAGGUAAAGGGAGCCUACAGCCGGAAUCAGAGCUAUCAGAGACCUGCGAUGCCGGCUGAUCAGGGUGUUGUCCAGUCUAUGCGUGACGUGGAUGGAUUCCAGGCUGGUAUGGGGAAAGAGAAGAAUUAUUCUAAUUAUUUGGCGUUUUUCCAGGGUGAGAUUGGGGUGAAGGGUGUUGGGGAUGUUCUUAGGGAGUAUCUUUUUGCUGGGGAUGAGAGGGCUGAGAAAAUGUUGUGUCGCUUGUUUGGUGGUCUGAUUCACCCGUUUAUCCAUCUCUCCUUUGGAUUGGAGUUCAAUCAGCCUGCCAUUGUGGCUCAGGGUUUGGCUCAGGCGGCUGUGCAUGAUGACUGGCUUGGUCGGGCUUUCUUUCUUCCUGCUGAGAAGAUGUCUGCUGGUGUUGGUGUGACUGGCAAGAAGUCGUUGCUCGAGCUUUUGAAUGAGUGUCGGGCGGACAAGGCUCUCACUGAAAGUGUUAAGUGGGCUGAUAGUAAUAAGAUCAAGGAUGGUGUGAUGACCAGAGCUCCAGAGCAAAUGAUCAAAUAUGCUGCUCAGUUCACUGUUUCCGAAGAUCAGGUUGAAGAGAGACUGGUGGAUAUGAUUAACACAGUCGUCUACUACACCAGCGCCGCACAGCGUCCGACCCGAGAAAUGAGACUUGACUUCUUCUUCAUCCACUGUGUCAACUCAUCCAUCUUCUUCUCUAAGAUCAUCAACCUCCCAUACCUGGAUCAGCGAUCAAAGCUGCGCCUCAUGGAAUGGAAAGGACGCAUCGACCUAUUGAUGUAUGUCUCACGCGGGUCACCAGACCUCCUCCUGGACGAGGUAGCCAAAUACCCUAUCAAGGAAGACUGGCCCCAAAUCUUCGGACGCGCCGUGUCCCAUGGCACAGACGACGGACAUCUCGCCAAGCUGGCCCGAGCAGUGGCACACGGCCAGCGGGUCUGCCAAGGGUUCGAGAAUAAGCAUCAGAUGCCGAUCAAUGGGGAUAUGUGGCUGAGAAUUGGGAACAUCGCUGUCGACUCCACCGUUGAGGAGGGGGAGAGAGGGAUGUGGGUCCGAUCCACUGGCUUUGAUGAGGCCUGGGAGCCUCAGGAACGCGCGCAUAUGUGA
This is a messenger RNA of Penicillium arizonense, 1299 nucleotides long. RefSeq names its product questin oxidase family protein. The record is from RefSeq and is a predicted model, not a curated record. Gene Ontology annotation, molecular function: oxidoreductase activity. The transcript has 5 exons. Bases 1 to 1299 code for a protein of 432 amino acids. Lineage: Eukaryota; Fungi; Ascomycota; Eurotiomycetes; Eurotiales; Aspergillaceae.